AAACACGUUCCAGUCAGCUUUGACUGGUUUCUUUGUCUCUGCUGAAAAACAUUGGACCCACAGCCUAAUCCUGCCAAUACCAUGUUUCAGCUUGGAGAUGAUGUGUUAGUGAUAGUUUUAACCCUGACAAAGUAUUUCAACAUUGGCUAAAAAGCUAAAUUUCGGUCUUAUCUGAAUGAAACAAGCCAAUCUUUGUUUUAUGACAUAACUUUAGCUUAUUCCUUACUUGUCUGCUGGUUUUUCCACUAACAUCCUCUAACAAACCUUUGAAGCCUUCACAGAACAGCAGGCUUUAUUCUCAGAUUAAGUUGACUGCACUUUCAUUCACACAAAUCAGCAUAAGGGGAAAAUAAAAGCAAAUCCAUGCCACACUUUUCAGAUUUUAUUUGUAAAGCAUUUUGAAAAACCGUUCAUCUGUUCCCUUCGAUAUCAAAAUUAUGUCCUACUUUUGUUGCUGUAUUGAAAAAAAAAUUCUAAUAAAAUACCUAGGGGAGAGCCACCCUUUGUUGCUAGGAAACAGUAAAAAAAACACUGAUCAUGUGACCCAAUAGUUAGGAGGAAGGCAUUAUUUAAUAAAAUUUGUAAAGGUAAGAACCAUGGGUUAGGGUUUUAUUCCUUAAAAUACACCUUCCAAACUUGAAAGUGAAUUCAGUAAAUCAUUAAAAAAUGUGUUUAGACCAUAAUAUCUAUAUUUUAAAAUUUGUUCCAUGUAUCUAUUAUGCUAUAUGAGCUAUGACAUGAGAUCAGAAACGAAGAUAGAAGUGUAGCAUUUUAACUGUGGGAACAAAUAAAGUCGAAAUAGUAGCUUAGCUGCGGGGUCAGUUUUGCCCGCCACAGCUAACUUUUACCCCACUCUCCCAUAGAAGUUUGCCAAAAAUGUUCAGGUCACACGGGAAAUUUUACUGUCAUAGUCUCUUCUACGGCAACUCUGAUAUGGAAAUAUGCACUAUGUGAUCAUUUGUGGGUGAAAAUAACAAAUAACCUUCCUGAAUAUGUUCCAGUUAUUAGAAAGCAGUUGGGAAUCCCGCAGCCCAUCCGUGCCUCUCCUUGUCGCCCCUUUGUGGCGCUCUCUGCUGCACAGAUCCAGUCUCCUGUCCGGUGUUCAGCUCCCUCCCCUCCUCCUCCUCCUCGCUGCGGCUGCCAUGGCUGCGGAGGCUUCCGGCCGGAAAGAUGCGACCAUCACCGGCCCAGCAGACUCCACCGAGAUGCGGGAGCAGCUGAUGACAGAGGGAAACAUGAAAAAAGACCUGGAAGCGUCUCUGCCUGCUGCACAGGACAACUUUGCAAUCCGGUGCCGAGAUGUAUGCCGGUCGUAUGGAAAGCUAAAGGUCCUAACCAACCUUAACCUGACCGUACCACAGGGACAGAUUUAUGGCCUUUUGGGUCCCAGCGGAUGUGGAAAAACGACGCUUUUAAAAUGUAUUGUGGGAACACUGAAAAUAUCAAGAGGACACAUCACUGUGUUGGGGAAGCCGCCUGCAUUUCCUGGACAUGAGGUCCCAGGGAAGAUGGUUGGAUACAUGCCGCAGGAACUGGCGCUGUACAACGAGUUCACCAUUAGCGACACCUUGACUUUCUUUGGACGAAUCCAUGGCCUGACAUCGAAGGAAACCCAAGCACGCAUGAACUUCCUUAUUGACUUCCUGCAUCUACCUCAGAAAAGCAGCCUAGUCCGAAAUCUAAGCGGGGGUCAGAGGCGGAGAGUGUCUCUCGGAGCUGCCUUGCUGCAGAAUCCUGAGCUGCUCAUCUUGGAUGAACCGACGGUUGGAGUGGACCCCGUGCUUAGAGCCAAGAUCUGGCAACAUCUGGUAGAGAUUGUGAAGACAGGGAAAGUCUCUGUCAUCAUUACUACACACUAUAUAGAGGAGGCCAGGCAAGCCGACGUGGUUGGUCUGAUGAGAAACGGCCAUUUGCUGGCAGAAGGUCCUCCAGAUGCAGUCAUGAAGCAGCACAGUGCAACAACCCUGGAGCAUGCCUUCUUGCAGCUGUGCGAGUCGUCGGACCAGAACUCCACUCAGGAAUCCAACUCAGAGAGCGAAACCCUGGAGAAGAGCCAAAUGUUCGCGAAUGGCCGGGACGAGAGUCAGCCAAUCCUCGCGGUCGGGCCUCCACCUGUGGAAGACAUUCCUAAAUGUACAGCGGACUGGAAGGUGCGGGCCAGACACAUCCUGCCAAAGGGGAGAAACAUCGGCGCGCUGUUCAUCAAAACAAUGGUGCGGAUGAAGAGAAUGCCAGGCUCGUUGUGUUUCCAGUUCCUGCUGCCAGUCAUCCAGAUCUCGCUCAUCUGUCUGUGUGUCGGCGGAGAUCCGAAGGGGAUCAAGGUUGCUGUGGUGAACAACGACAGCUACCCGCCGUCCAGCUCAUUCAGCCAGUCGCUGCUCACCUUCCUGGACAACUCCAGCGUGAUUCAGGUUCCCCUGCCCCACAAGGAGGCGUUCGAAGGGGUCCAUAAAGGGGAGUACUGGGGCGUCAUCGGCUUCGGACAGAACUUCACCAAUUACUUGACUAAACGGAUUCUGCAGCGGCAGGUUUCCAAGGAAGUGAUCGAUGGAGGAUCGGUGCACGUCUGGCUGGACCUGACCAAUCGACAGAUCGGCCUCAUGCUACAGAAGCAGCUGCACCAGGCGUUUCAGGCCUUUGUGGAUUUUAAAAUGGGUGCUUUGGCAUACCUGGUUGCUCUACCGAUAAAAUUUGAAGAGCCGAUCUACGGAAGCCUGAACAUGGAUUUUACCACCUAUGUGACUCCAGGAGCUGUCCUGAGCAUCUCCUUCUACCUGGCUGUGGGUUUGACGGCGCUCUCCUUCGUCCUGGAGAGGAAGGAGGGGCUUAUGGACAGGUGCUGGGUCGCAGGUGUGAGCUCCAUGGAGACGAUGCUGGCUCACCUCUUCUCCCAGCUCUUCGUCAUCAGCGUUCAGAUCAUCCUGAUGCUGCUCUUCAUCCUGCUCGUCUUCAAGAUGCCGAACGAAGGCUCCCUGUUUCUGGUCAUAUGUCUGAUCGUGCUGCAGGGCGUCACGGGAAUCUCCUUCGGCCUCGUCAUCUCGGCGGGGAUCGACGACGAGCAGAGCGCCAAUCAGGCCGCCCUGGGCAUCUUCUACCCCAACCUCAUCCUGAGCGGUAUCAUCUGGCCUGUGGAGUGCAUCCCGUAUCCUCUCCGCUACCUCAGCCUGGCUCUCCCUCAGACCUAUGCUUCCGAAUCCCUCCGCUGCAUCAUGUACAGAGGGUGGGGUAUGUCCGAGAUGAUGGUGUGGCGAGGUUUUGCCGUAACCCUGGGCUGGAACACGUUCUUCCUGAUCCUGGCCACAGUCAUCCUAAAGCUGAGAACGUGACAGCCUUCGUCCCCUCGGAAGACACCAUCCUGACCGGAGACAGAUCAGGAGCCGACAACAAUCCUUGGACCUUCCGUCUGUGGAGGAGGCAAAGCAGAAGAAAUAAAGAGGAAAAUGGGGAGAAAAGAGGGAGGGAUCUCCCCCCUACUGGUCGUCUCUCUGACACACACUAACACACACACACUCUCUGAUCCUGCACCAGUUGGUUUGGUCUGUUCAAAGUCUAAAUUCAAGAUGCUUCAAGUAGGAAACACAAAGUAGCAGCAAUCAAUGUUCGUUCGCAUUUCUACGAGCGGUUUCUCAAAAACCUUCAUCCUGUGAACAGCCACGAACCAACUCAGGGUUACUUUUUGUUUCUUCUUUUAUUUUGUUUUUGCCUUUUGACUUAAUGCCGAGAGAUUUUUCUGUUUUACACUUUAGAAUAAAUGAAGGCCGUAUUGUUCGUUUUUUGAUAUAAAAAGAGAAAAACAUAUAAAUAUGUUGACUGUAACAGAUGGAUAUUUGAGGUUCAUGCCGUCUGUACUACAAUGAAGAUAAGACGGGCACCGGAGAAAAUGAAGGAAACUUUAAAGAGGAGGAGCACAAAAAUAAGAGAAAACAUCUCUUUUCCAAGCAGGAAAUUGAGAUUAUUGCACAAUGAAAUGUGAAUGUAGACGGAAUUAAAAAAGUGAUGAUUGCUUCUUAUUUCCUCACCCGCGAAGGCUUCUUCCCACAGCGUCUCCGUCUCUCUCGCUGCUUGCUGGGUGUGUUUACGUUGAGCCCGUCGUUCCCGUCUGAUUACAAAAAGAAGCGGUAACCGUUUGGUCUCGCUGCGUUACCAGGUGCUCAACGUGUCGUUCUUCUUCAGCUUUAGUCAAUGGUGUUCCUUAUAACUUUGUGCCUGUAUCUCCUAAAGGAGGGAAAAUGUUGGUAAUGGUGAAUUUAUUUUUUAUCUUUUUUCUGUCCUGCAACUUGAUGUUUUUCACGUACGCUCUACUUUGCCGGACAGAGUGGAGGCCGUUCUCAAGCCGUCAGCAUCCAUGCUUCUUUUUCCUUAAGGAGUCCAAGAAAAUCUAAGCACACAGGAGUGAGUCUUUUAGGGGUUAAAUACAGAGAUGGUGUGUUUGUACCGUGAGAAAAAAAAAAAAAAGAAAAAGUGGGAAAGUUUAUAAGUCAGAAAAUGUGUUUUUCUGUCCUGCUGAUAUGGUGACAAAUAUCUGUAAUUGAAAAGCCACAUUUUGAAUGACGCAUAAAGGUGCAUUGAGGUUGAUUGGUUUUUAUAGGUGGGAUUUGUACGGUUAUAUUUUCUCAAGGUCUAAAAACAACCCUAAAUUGUCACUAGAAAAACACAGCUGUAUUUAUUUUUUUAGUAAUGUGCUACCAAUGAGCCAAACUUUCUUUUAAUUUUUAAGGUGGUUUUGCUGGACUGGUGAGUUUUGUUAUGUGCAAUCCGGGUCGCCACCCAGAUCAGCACAAUGUAGGGGGCGGCUCGAGCGACAGAGGGGAAAAAAAACUAACAUCACUUACAUCCAGAAUUGGUUUUCUGUCACUUAUUUGCAUGUCCAGAUGUGCAAUCCAAGCACUGUAGAAAUCCUGAAAACACGGCUGUACUAUAAUGGCAACGCAGUCGUGAUUCGAAGUGACUCGGCUCUAAACUGAAGGGCUACUUCUCUGCUUUUUAAAAAAUCAGGAAUCUGAUUGGGAUUGAAACACAGAUUAAGACUCAUGAACUCUUCGUUUUCGAAACUGUAAAGAACGGGGCUCUGAUCAGCGCUUCUCCAGCCCUUCUGACGGUUUUUCAGUAUUUUUCUUUGUAUCUUUCUUGGCUUUGUUUCCGUCAACAAUGAGCAACAUUUGAAAGAGAUGAGAGAGAUGUCUCGUCCUUCUGUUUUCAGCUGGGAAUCACCCCGUUGGCGUGUUUAACCACUGAAAUGAGUCGAAUUUUACAUUUUGCAGAUGUGGCAAGCAAAAAGCAAUAAAGCAAACUGCCCAAAAGAUCUGGUCUAAAAUGUGUUCCUCGCUAAGUUUUCUACAACGUGCAGACAGGAAACUACUUCAACCCCUGAAUCGUGGAGACGUUGUGUGCCUGAAUGUUUCAUAAAUCACAGUUAAGCUGUCAGUUCAAUUCAGAAAUACUUUACUAAUAACAAAGGGAAAAUACAUCAGCUGUACCUGACUAUUUCUCUGACAGUGGUCUGGUGAAAUCAAGCUAAACCAAUGAAAAACCGUCUGAGAGCCCAGAGAAAUGUUGCUAAACCUCACCUUAAUACGUUCGAAGAAAGAUUGACUCAUUGGGAUGAAAAUGUAAAGAAUUGACACACGACUCUAAACAUUUGCAAAGUUCUGUCCAUCCUACUUCUUUUUUUAUUUUUGUUUUUAUAAGGUUUACUCAGAGAGUAGUGUUAACAAUCUCAAUCCUUCGUCUUUGGAACCAGCAUCACAUGUUUGUGCCAGUUGAAGAUGCAAAAUGUUUACAAUUAUCUGCAUAUAAUAAAUCUGACCGUGUUUUUGCUAGCAGGGGUUUCUCUAAACACGUGUUCCUGUUUGGGUUAUAUCGGAGCAGCCUCUACUGUGAAUGAGUUUUAUCCUAUUGAAAAUGUUGAGUUAUUGUUUGAUAGAACAAGGUGAUCAUGUGCUCGGAUAGACUCAUUAAUAAACUCCUUAAGGAUAAUAUACUUUAAUAUAAUAAAGUUUUUGUGCCUCGGUCUGAUCCUAUCACAAUAUUGAACGGUGAUCUGUCUCUGGGUUCACUGGUACAGCUUGUUUAAACAUUAUUUUAUGUUAAGAACCUAUAUUUGGACUGUCAGGAUAUCAUUGCCAAAAAAAAAAAAAAACAUGUUUAAACUUUGUAAUAUGGUGGUGAUGUUUGUUAAAAUUUUCUUUUUUUUUCUUUUUGUAAUGAAAUAACCUCGUGUUGCAACUGAUUUUGAACAGACACACCUUUCAAAUUGGAAAUCCUGCCCAAUAUUUGCAAAAACACUGUUAAGGAGAAGCAACGGGCAGGAGUCUAUUGAUCAAAAGUUGCCAGUUUUGAUUUAAAAUGUGACUUUUCUUUUACUUUUCUUUUUUUUUUUUCGGUUAAAAUGUUGCAGAUAAUGUAAGCGGUGGCGUGUGCGUCCACCCGUGCUCUAUAGACUCCAGUCCACUACCUCCGCCGUCUCUCCCUUAAGGGCGCGUGAAGAAUUUACACUCCUGUGUUGUGACUUGUGUGUGACAGACACGCUUGGAUGAAGUCCUAUUCAUUUAUUCUGAAACAAUAAAUGUUGUUGAAAAAAAA
Molecule: messenger RNA, 6582 nt
Organism: Poecilia latipinna (sailfin molly)
Lineage: Eukaryota; Metazoa; Chordata; Actinopteri; Cyprinodontiformes; Poeciliidae
Gene: abch1
Product: ATP-binding cassette, sub-family H, member 1
Exons: 20
Coding region: 993-3326 (777 amino acids)
Cellular component (GO): membrane
Molecular function (GO): ABC-type transporter activity; ATP hydrolysis activity; ATP binding
Source: RefSeq, a predicted model, not a curated record